Anarrhichthys ocellatus (wolf-eel) is the source of this 1780-nucleotide messenger RNA. It is a transcript of the gene bpnt1, whose product is annotated as bisphosphate nucleotidase 1. Gene Ontology annotation, molecular function: 3'(2'),5'-bisphosphate nucleotidase activity. The record is from RefSeq and is a predicted model, not a curated record. Gene Ontology annotation, biological process: phosphatidylinositol phosphate biosynthetic process. The transcript is spliced from 10 exons. Bases 119 to 1048 code for a protein of 309 amino acids. NCBI's taxonomy places the organism in Eukaryota, Metazoa, Chordata, Actinopteri, Perciformes, Anarhichadidae.
AGGCUUCACUCCCAUUUACUUCCGCAUUUGCUGAAAAGCCGUUAGACCAUUCCAAGGUAUUGCUCUUCCUGUAUCAGUGUAAACUGUUUAGUGGCUUCUUCUCGGUGUUAUCAUCACAAUGUCUGGAAGUCCUGCUGUGCUCAUGCGGCUGGUGGCCUCUGCCCACACUGUGGCUGAAAAGGCCGGGGCCAUUGUGAGGAAGGUCCUUCAGAGUGGAGAACUUGGCAUUGUGGAAAAGACUGGAGCUAAUGAUCUGCAGACACUGGCAGACAGACUAGCACAGCAGAGCAUUUGUGCAUCACUGUCCAGACGAUUCCCUAAAAUCACCAUCAUUGGAGAGGAGGACCUCCCAGCUGAGGAGAUAAAGGAAGAUCUCAUUGAGAGUGGCUUCUCAGAGGAAAUCCUUCAGAAGACAUGUCCAGAAGAAUAUAGAAGUCUCAAGGAGGAGGAGCUAGUUGUGUGGGUUGAUCCUCUCGAUGGCACAAAGGAAUAUACUGAAGGGCUCCUGGAUAAUGUAACGGUGCUUAUUGGUAUUGCAUAUGGAGGCAGAGCAAUUGUAGGUGUCAUCAACCAGCCUUUCUACAACUACGAGCUUGGAACAGGAGCAGCUUUAGGAAGAACCAUGUGGGGAAUGCCGGGACUGGGUGCCUUUGGAUUUCAGCUGCGGGAAGUUCCAGGUGACAGACGCAUUGUCACCACCACACGUUCGCACAGCAACAAGCUGGUAACGGACUGUGUAGACGCCAUGGAGCCUCAUGAGGUUGUACGAGUUGGUGGUGCUGGGAACAAGAUAAUCCAGCUUGUUGAAGGAAAGGCUUCUGCUUAUGUCUUCGCCAGCCCAGGGUGCAAGAAGUGGGACACCUGUGCUCCUGAAGCCAUUCUGCAUGCUGUUGGAGGUAAACUGACUGACAUGCAUGGCAAUGCAUACUGCUACGAUGCUAACGUCAAGCACAUGAAUUCGGCCGGCGUUCUUGCAACACUACGAAACCACGAGUACUAUGUUAGCAGAGUACCACAGUCAGUGCUGCAGGCCCUCAAGUCAGAAUGAUGUCUGUCUUCAUCAGAAAUCGCACUAAUAACAAGACGAUAUUCACAAUGCACACAAUCAUUCAGAGAUUUAACACUAAUAAUCUAUCCACGCAUGCAAGAACCUUCCUCUAUAUGUCUAUAUGUCAUCAAGUCAAAUAGGGUUGGACUACAUGCAAUUCAUCAGCAGGUCUGCUUCAUGGCGAUAUUGAUGAUGAAAUGCCUUGAAUUGCCAAGUAUUUAUUUUACUGGUUUAGUCAAAACACAUUCACAUCUUGAAUCUUGAAGAUAAAUAUUCAUUCAUCUUAACAAAUUGUGUAUUUUAACAGAAACCUGCCUUGAUUUUAACAGAUGAUGCUGUAAAUAAGUGAGUCUUUUCUUCACAUGUAAUCAGUGGGACUUCUAUGAAUGUUAAACUGACCUGAUUAACAAUUUAUUUUUGCACAGUCAUGUGAAUUUGUAAAAUGUAAUUGUUCCAAUUAAUUUGCCUUAAUAAAUACAUUGAAAGGCUCCAUGGUAAUACUUUCAAUGUCGUCCUUAAAGGGAAACUUGUUGCCGCCCAGAGCUCCCUGCUUAUGACAUUGCAACAAUACAAAGUCGAUACAAAUCAGUUGAAAAUCACCAAAGUUUGAGAAACUUGCUGACCACACUGGUCCCAAAGGUGAAGGACACUCUGACAUGAUGGUUCUUUUGUCAUACAUACUGUGACUUUUUAUAUGACAUUUUUUAUGACCUACUUUAUUAAUGGAUAUUA